CAGAGUAGUGUGUUAACAAACUAUCUUUGAAGUCUUUCAUUCGCCGAGACGAGUCACCACCGCUCAAGAAAGCAAUGGCGUUUUCAUCACUGCCUAAGGACAUCGCAUGGCAAAUCUUAGCGCGCGUGCCGAAACGACUAUACCCGAUCCUCGCUUGCUUCUCCAAGAACCUACGCUCUCUUGUUCGCUCGCCGGAGAUCCACAGGAUUCGCUCUCUCCUCCGCAAAGACUCGCUCUACAUCAGCUUCAUGCACACUGACAAAACCAACGGCGUCCGCACGCCACAUUGGUUCACUCUCCGCAGGGCUGAGAGUACUAACCCGAGUCAUGAGAAUCAGUUCAUCUCCGUCAACCUCGUGUUUCCUGACCACGAAGAGAUCAUGCCGCCUUCCGUCGUCUCUUACGGUCCAGAUCUUUUCUUUAUCUCCGGAUCACUCAUCCCCUCGUCGGCCUUAUGGAUCUUUGACUCUCGAACCAGCCAGUUUCGACAAGGACAAAGCAUGAACGCGGACCACUUCGUCAAGAGCGUGGGGUUGGUGGGGAGCAAGAUAUACGUGGUGGGAGGCUAUGUGAACGGUGAGAGUCAUCAAGCUGAAUCGUUCGACCUAAAGACGCAAACUUGGGAGACAGCGCCGAGACCUAACCCAGAAAGGUUGUUUCAUGCGACUGCUGACGUGUCGUUAGACAGGAAGGUUUGUGCGUUACUGUCCCUUGGAGCCAUCGUUGUUUGCUACGAUCCUAGUAGAGAUGGUACUUGUACGAGCUUCGUGUUGCCGAAAGAUAAGUGGUGGGAGACGGGCGUGUGUGUGAUCGACAAUGUGCUCUAUGUUUACUACGCUAGGUUCGGGUUGAUGUGGUAUGACACUGAGCUGAAGGUGUGGAGAGUGGUGAACGGUUUGGAUGAUAUGAAGAAGGUUCGGUCUGUUGCAAUGGCGGAGUACUAUGGGAAGUUGGCGUUUUUGUGGAGGGAGUAUGGUGUUGUUGGUGGUGUGAGGAAGGAGAUUUGGUGUAGGAUGAUUGCGUUGGAUAGGAGUGAAGAAGGGAUCAAUGGGAUUGCCGAAUCGGGUCAGCUUAUGGGGAGUGUACCUCGUGGCUAUAAGUUGCAGCAUUGUCUAUCAGUUUUAGAGUAGAGAGGAUAGAUAGACUGAGCUAAUUAUUUUGAAGUUUCGAUACUUUGUUCUCUAUCUUUGUUUUUGUUGCAUCUUUCCAAAGACUAACAGAAGAUUGUUCUGCUUUUGUUAAUGAUGAACAAAGCCUGUGAUUAGUUUACAUCGACCUGAAAUGCGUUACAAUAGAUGGUUUUAUAUGCUUGAAGUUAACUUGUAUGUCAAGUUUCUUUAAAGAUGCUAGUUUCUGAGUUG
Brassica napus (rape) is the source of this 1361-nucleotide messenger RNA. Its product is annotated as F-box/kelch-repeat protein At2g44700. Gene Ontology annotation, molecular function: protein binding. The record is from RefSeq and is a predicted model, not a curated record. NCBI's taxonomy places the organism in Eukaryota, Viridiplantae, Streptophyta, Magnoliopsida, Brassicales, Brassicaceae. The transcript has a single exon. The coding region runs from base 75 to 1130 and encodes 351 amino acids.